ACUAUUAUUACUAUUAUUAUGGCCAUGGUAGCAUUACUCGGAUUUACAAAGUUAUGGCUCUGGUCACGGAAACGCUACCGAGGGCGCUGAAGAAGGACCUGUAUGAAAUCGUCGCCCUGCGCACGCACAUCCAAUACAGCGACAGGAGUUCUCUGCAAGAGAUUCGUCGCGGGCGUUACGAGGAGUUGGACAGAGAAGAAUUCAAGGUUAUGGCUCUGGUCACGGAAACGCUACCGAGGGCGCUGAAGAAGGACCUGUAUGAAAUCGUCGCCCUGCGCACGCACAUCCAAUACAGCGACAGGGACUACAUUGAGAAAAUCUGCCAAUUCCUACCCCAACCGCGGCCGGUUCCGGUGCAGGACGCCCCCCCUUUGAACGCCGCCAGCAUCCGGUUGCAUCUGGAUCGCUUUGAUGAAAUGCGGGGAGGACACAGGAACCAGAGUACGUGUGAGGUAGUGCACAUUCAUCGCGAUAAUGAGAGGUGUGUCAUCGACCAGUACACCGCGUCUCCAAAAGGAGCGAAGCUGUCGACCUGGUCACAGAUGUCCAAAGAGGAUCGGACUCAGAUGCUUUCAAAAUACACGAAGAGCCUAAAUGUGCCGAUGGAAAGCUCCGCAGAAACAAUGAGUCUAAACUACGUGUUACUGGAUCAGGAAAACGACGGUAUCGAGGAUGAAGAAUUGUUCGAGUUCGACACUUCCUCCAGGUUCUUCAUCACAAGGACUUCCUGUCGGUUUUGAGAGGGAGAGCGGGAGAGCGAGGGAGAGGGAGAGAAAGCAAGAGAGUGAAUGGGAGUUAGAGUGAGUGAGAGAGAGAGAGAGAGAGAGAGAGAGAGGGAGAGAGAGCAGAAGAUCGAGAGAAUAAUAGAGCAAGAAAAGAGAACAAGAGAGCGAAAGAGAGAGGCAGAGAUAAAUAGAGAUAGAAAUAUACAGGGUAUAUGUAUAUAUAGAGAGAGAGAUCAAUAGAGCAAGAUGGAGAGAGAGAGAUCAAGAGAGUAAGAGAGCAAAAAAGAGAGAGAGAGCAAGAGAGAACGAGAGAGAGCAAGAGAAAAAGGGAGAGCGAGAGGGCAAGAGAGAGAAAGAGUGCAAGAUAAAGAGAGAGGGGGGGAAGAGCAAGGAGGGAGAGAACAAGAGAGAAAGGGAACUAGAGAGAAAGAGCGAAAGAGAGACAUAUUGCAUAUAUAUCUACUUGUAUGCCUGUGCAUCUAGAAUAGCAUACAUUUAAUGAUGCUAUCAAAUUAUACCUUUGCCUGUAACCUAUUGGUUUGUCUAUCUGUAUGUCUCUGUCUGUCGAUGCAUUAUCACAUACAUGCAUGGAGAGAAAGAGAGAGAGACGGAGAGCAAGAGAGAUCGAUAGAGAGAGAAAUAGAGAGCAAGAUAGAGAUGUGUAUGUAUAUGUACCUGUUAGUGUGAAAUUUAAUGAUAUGGUAAUGGCCUUUUUAUUACUCCAUUGUGAUAACUGGCCACAGGGUAAGAGUCCAUGUUAAAAUAUGUAGCAAUGGUGGUGUUGCUCAUGACAUAUAUAAGUAAGAAUGAUUUUAUGUUAAUAAAAUAAUGAUGUGAUACAAUGGACCGCGUUCAUUGCAACACAUGUAUAAAAGGUAAGAAUGAGAAUGAAUGUCUUCACAAUACAAAAGAUCUAUUUGACUGGUUUCGUUUUUUUUUUCGUUUUUCGUUAGAAAUACAUAUAUAUAAUAUUC
This is a messenger RNA of Penaeus indicus, 1699 nucleotides long. RefSeq lists its product as uncharacterized. The transcript has 9 exons. Lineage: Eukaryota; Metazoa; Arthropoda; Malacostraca; Decapoda; Penaeidae. The annotation marks the transcript as partial. The record is from RefSeq and is a predicted model, not a curated record.